Cetraspora pellucida is the source of this 423-nucleotide messenger RNA. NCBI's taxonomy places the organism in Eukaryota, Fungi, Glomeromycota, Glomeromycetes, Diversisporales, Gigasporaceae. The record is from the annotation of a GenBank genome assembly.
AUGUCAAGAGACAAAGACUCAGCUGGAGAUCCUUUAUCAUAUAAUAAAGAUAUUUCACAAUCUAGCAAAAAUAAAGUACAGAAAUUCAUAGCAGAAGUUUCUAACAACUCUAGCUUAUUUAUUAGUAAUAGUAAUGCAGACAAUAAUGUAAUACCUACAACUCUGAAUGAAACAAAAUCUCAACCCAGCAAUAAUAGCUUCAUAUUUUUAUACAAAAAACUUUGUAAUACUAUAAUUCUCACUGACUGUAAAAUCCAAAAAGCAAUCUUAUGUUAUUGUACUUUUGGUAAAGCUCUCAUUCAAAGAUGUAAUGAAUUAGCAUCAGAAAAACAAGUUGAUCCAGAAUCUAAUACAGUUAGUAGAAUUUUAAAUAAGGAAGUUUGUGCUCAGCUUUCUGCAAAUAUUUCUGAUGCACUUUUAUGA